GUCACACAGCCUCUACCAGGUGUCCUCCCAGCAGGGCAAACGGCUCUCCCUGUGUCACCCAAAGACCUCCGGACUUCACUCUGCUUCUGGGGAUUCACCUUCUCACCAGAGCACCACCAGAUGCUUCACUACCUGUCUCCACCAUACUCUAUCUCUGAGACUUUGCAGACGGCUUUGCUGUUGAGUUUAAAGAAUGGGUCGUAUCAAAAGGACAUCUUGGAAUGGAAAACUUCAAAACAAGUUUAAGGUGGAAAGCAAUAAGAAUGUUUAAGUGCUGGUCAGCUGUUUUGGUUCUUGGAUUCAUUUUGCUGGAGUCAGAAGGAAGGCCAACCAAAGAAGCAGGAUAUGGCCUUAAAUCCUACCAACCUCUAAUAAGAUUGCGACACAAGCAGGAAAAGAGUCAAGAAAGUUCAAGAAUCAAAGGAUUCCUGAUUCAGGAUGUCCCUUUGGGGUCUUGUGAAAAUAAAUACUGUGGUUUGGGAAGGCACUGUGUCAUCGGCAGAGAGACAGGGCAAGCAGAAUGUGCCUGUAUGGACCUUUGCAAACGUCACUACAAACCUGUGUGUGGAUCUGAUGGGGAAUUUUACGAAAACCACUGCGAAGUGCAUAGAGCUGCCUGCCUGAAAAAGCAAAAGAUUACCAUUGUUCACAAUGAAGACUGCUUCUUUAAAGGAAAUAACUGCAAGACCACUGAAUACAACAAGAUGAAAAGCAUGCUUUUAGAUUUACAAAAUCAAAAAUAUAUUACACAAGAAAAUGAAAACCCUAACGGUGAUGACCUGUCCUGGAAGAAGUUGUUGGUGGAUCAAAUGUUUAAAUAUUUUGAUGCCGACAGUAACGGACUUGUAGAUAUUAAUGAACUAACUCAGGUGAUAAAACAGGAAGAACUUGGCAAGGAUCUUUCUGAUUGUACUUUGUAUGAUCUACUGAAAUACGAUGAUUUUAACUCUGACAAGCACCUGGCUCUUGAAGAAUUUUAUAGAACAUUCCAGGUUAUCCAGUUGAGUCUGCCUGAAGAUCAGAAACUAAGCAUUACAGCAGCAACCGUGGGACAAAGUGCUGUUCUGAGCUGUGCCAUUCAGGGGGCACUGAGACCCCCCAUCAUCUGGAAAAGGAACAAUAUUAUUCUAAAUAAUUUAGAUUUGGAAGACAUCAAUGACUUUGGAGAUGAUGGGUCCUUGUAUAUUACUAAGGUUACCACAACUCACAUGGGCAAUUACACCUGCUAUGCAGAUGGUUAUGAACAAGUCUUUCAGACUCACAUCUUCCAAGUAAAUGUCCCUCCAGUGAUCCGGGUGUAUCCAGAGAGUCAGGCUCGAGAACCUGGGGUAACUGCAAGUCUCAGGUGCCACGCAGAGGGCAUACCAAACCCUCAGCUUGGCUGGCUGAAGAAUGGAAUCGAUAUUACACCAAAGCUGUCCAAACAACUCACACUUCAAGCAAAUGGCAGCGAGGUUCAUAUAAGCAAUGUGCGCUAUGAAGAUACAGGAGCAUACACUUGUAUCGCAAAGAAUGAAGCAGGAGUGGAUGAAGACAUCUCUUCUCUUUUCGUGGAAGAUUCUGCCAGAAAGACCCUAGCUAACAUAUUAUGGAGAGAAGAAGGAUCGAAAAUAACAAAUAUGAACUACAUAAUUCUGAGAGCCAUUUUUAUUUCCACAUGUAGUCUGGGAAUUGGGAACAUGUUCUAUGUUUUUUAUGAAGAUGGAAUCAAAGUGAUACAACCCAUAGAAUGUGAAUUUCAGAGGCACAUUAAGCCUAGUGAAAAGCUCCUUGGAUUUCAGGAUGAAGUAUGUCCCAAAGCUGAAGGAGAUGAAAUUCAGAGGUGUGUGUGGGCCUCAGCUGUUAAUGUCAAAGACAAGUUCAUUUAUGUUGCACAGCCAACUUUGGACAGAGUCCUUAUCGUUGAUGUGCAGUCCCAAAAAGUUGUUCAGGCAGUAAGCACAGACCCUGUGCCAGUUAAAUUACACUACGACAAAUCACAUGACCAGGUAUGGGUGUUAAGCUGGGGUACCAUGGAAAAGACUUCUCCAACAUUGCAAGUAAUAACCCUGGCCAGUGGGAAUGUUCCCCACCACACUAUUCACACCCAGCCUGUGGGAAAGCAGUUUGACCGAGUGGAUGAUUUUUUUAUCCCCAUGACAACACUCAUCAUCACACAUAUGAGGUUUGGAUUUAUUCUUCACAAAGAUGAAGCUGCAUUACAAAAAAUUGAUCUUGAAACCAUGUCAUACAUCAAGACAAUUAACUUGAUGGACUAUAAGUGCAUUCCUCAGUCAUUGGCAUAUACACACUUGGGAGGAUACUACUUUAUUGGCUGCAAAUCUGACAGCACUGGGGCAAUUCCACCACAGCUUAUGGUGGACAGUGUAACCGACUCAGUCAUUGGAUUCAAUAGCGAUGUGACGGGCACUCCAUAUGUCUCUCCAGAUGGGCACUAUCUUGUCAGCAUUAAUGAUGUGAGAGGUCUUGUAAGGGUCCAGUACAUUACCAUCCGAGGAGAAAUACAGGAGGCUUUUGAUAUUCACACAAAUCUGCACAUAUCUGAUCUGGCAUUUCAGCCAUCCUUUACUGAAGCUCACCAAUACAACAUUUAUGGUAGUUCAAGCACACAAACUGAUGUGCUCUUUGUGGAGCUCUCCUCUGGGAAGGUUAAGAUGAUAAAGAGUCUUAAGGAACCACUCAAGGCAGAAGAAUGGCCUUGGAACCAGAAGAACAGGCAAAUCCAGGACAGUGGCUUGUUUGGUCAGUACCUGAUGACACCUUCCAAGGACUCUCUCUUUAUACUAGAUGGACGACUCAAUAAGUUAAACUGUGAGAUCACUGAAGUUGAGAAAGGAAAUACAGUCAUUUGGGUUGGAGAUGCCUAGAAGCCCUAUUAGAUAAUUAUUGAAUGAAGAGUUUUCCAGUACAUUGCACUUAACCCAUUGUUUAAAUUUACAGCUUAACUUUUCAAGAUCACACCCUAGUCAAACAUAAGUUACUUGAUAGACCCAAAUAAAACAGAUUUUUUCUUUUGCAAAGAUGAACACAAUUAGUAAUAUUGGUUGACUGGAAAUAUUUAACACAACAUUUAAUAAAAAAAACUAGAUCAAUCACAAGAUUCAAAUCUAUAAUUACAUUCAAGCCAACAAAGUAGAAAUUUAAACAAUUAAAAAAUAACUGCAGGGAAUUUCAGAUGACUUUAAGCAUUUCAUUUUGGAAGUGAUUUAUCUAUUAUUUUUUCUCUGUCUUUUGGUAUGCUUCAACUAGAACUCAAAAGGUAUUGUGGAACCUUAAAAUUCUUACUUCAAAAUAUUAUGUCCCAUCCACUGUUUAUAAUCUUUUGUGCCUUGAAGGGAAUGUCACAAGAGGAAAAAGUAGGCUGAAAGCUGCAUACUGAACACCCUCAUAACUACAAAUCUUUUGUCAUUAAAAGAGAAAAGUUUAACAUCUCUUACACCAAAUCCUGUCUUCAGCAUUGGUUUAAACCUCAACGAAAUAUCAUUUGAAGGCAUAAGUUGGCCUUAGGUCGUACACCAGUGACAAACUCUAUUUAAUACUUACUAUAUGGUCUGCAGCAUGCUAUGGAAAAUGAGGAGGAAAGGAGGAAAAAUAAUUAUGAAAAAAUGUUUUCAAUGUAUUCUCUAUUCAUUUUGCUUUUAAUCAUUGGAGUGCAUUGUAUUUUUAAUGCAAGUUUGUCUGGGAUGUCAACUGCUUACAAAUGUUUACUAUUAGCAGAAUCGAUUCCUUUCUUUUCAUGUAGUCCAGAAUUGAAUCAGCAGGAACUUUCAGUUUUAAAAAAGUAGUACCAUUUGUAUCUGCUUAGAGUAAACCUCAUAUGGGGAAAUUAACACCAAGAACUGAUGAAUAUUAGUGGGUUAGGAGAAUUAGUAGCAGAAAUUGGAAAUAAGGGGAUAGCUCCACAGUGGUGAGUAAAGACAUACUUCACUAUUGCCUUGGCAAUUUAAAUAUAACUCAUCAAAGAACUUCGUUCCUUAAGAACUUUCCUAAAUAACUUCUGCUCAACUCCUACAUAAUCCUUAAAUGACCCCCUCAUUAACUGUGUGCUAUGGUUUGAAACCUAACUAAUCCUCUUAUUUGAGAAACUGUAUAGAAGUAAAAAUUAUUGCUUCUUUUUUUUUUAAGGGCAAAUAAAAGGCCAGUAGAUGUGGAUUAAAACUAGAAAGUUGGUUUACUGAAAUAAGCAGAUAAUUAUCUAGGCUUAAAAUAAUAGCUUACAUGUUUGGAGAAUCUUUUUACUUAUUUUUUUUUAAUUGUUGCUAAAAAUGCUAGUGGGCUGUUGAAAUGACCUCCGUUUACUGAAGGUAAUCCAAUAAGGUCUUUUUUAAAUACAAAUUUUACUCAAGUUUAAAUUGUAUAAAACUGCUUAGAAACCUGAAAUUUUAUAGUGUGUAAUAUCUUAUGUAUAUAUAGCAUCCUGAGCUGUGUGAUACAGUAGAUUUCUUCUUAGCUUAAGGAAACAUUAUGGGAGGUAGAUUUAAUAAACAACAAAGAUCAGCUUAUGUUUCUACUUACCUGCUUUCCUUUUUAGCGAUUUUCUCCCUUGUGAACAUGAACCAUAUAAAGUGUCUAAUGAUUUAAUGUAAGUCUGUCUCAUACAUCCUUCUUCAGUAGCUUACACCAUGUGGAUGCUCUGUCUGUAG
Messenger RNA from Prionailurus viverrinus (fishing cat), 4643 nucleotides. It is a transcript of the gene FSTL5, whose product is annotated as follistatin like 5. The transcript has 18 exons. Gene Ontology annotation, biological process: multicellular organism development; regulation of BMP signaling pathway; cell differentiation. Gene Ontology annotation, molecular function: protein binding; calcium ion binding. The record is from RefSeq and is a predicted model, not a curated record. NCBI's taxonomy places the organism in Eukaryota, Metazoa, Chordata, Mammalia, Carnivora, Felidae. The coding region runs from base 222 to 2867 and encodes 881 amino acids.